AGAGAGGAGUGGAGGAUCGAGCAAGACCGGGCGAGGAGGGUUGACUGACUCCGCUAGUUUCGCAGCAGCAGACGAAAGAAAUCGCGUCAUCAAAGAGUUUGCCGGGAGCGAGCAGACAGACGUCGUCAAACAGUCGAAGGAUACGGACGGGAAUACAGAAGUGAAAAAACAAAUCAACAACUCACUGUUUACGUGAUCGCUCACAGCAGAAGAGACAAGUGUGUACGUGCUUUUUUCUUCUGGAAUAUAAUUCGUUUUCUUGUUUGUGUUCUGGAUCUGUUGUUGUUGUGUAAACAGUCAGUUGGAACUACCGUGUGAUCUACGCGUCGUCUGCGAGGGAGGAACUUUUUCUGAGAUCUCAUCUUAGUGAAAUCUCCGGAGUAUUCAUAUCGGUUGUUUCAUCUUUUUUGGGGUACCACCACCAUUCGUCGUCCUAAUUAGUCAACAUGACCACCAACGGUUGCAACGGAACCAGCAGCAAAUCGGAGCUGCAAUGGAAAGUCGGACUUAUCAACAGUUCCAAGAAGUAUCUCACCGCCGAGUCGUUCGGCUUCAAAAUCAACGUGUCUGGAACCACACUGAAGAAGAAGCAGACAUUUAUCCUGGAGCAGGACUCUCACGAGGACUUCCUGUACAUCCGGAGCCACACGGGGAGGUACUUGUCGUCUGAUAAAUACGGGAACGUCACCUGCGAGACAGAGGCCGAGGAGAGAACCGCCUCCGAGAAGUUUUCUGUGGAGUACGACAAGAACGGCUCCGGGCGCUGGGCGUUCAGGAACCUAGAGCACGGCAAUUAUCUCGGGGGGUCCGAGGACAACUUCAAAUGCUUCUCCAAGUCCGUCACGGAAGCGGACCUGUGGAUUGUCCAACUGUCCAUCCACCCACAGGUCAACUUGCGUAACGUGAACCGGAAGAGAUACGCCCAUCUGAAGGACGAGCAGCUCCAAGUCACGGAGGUCAUACCCUGGGGCCAAGAAGCCUUGAUCAUUCUGCACUUCGAGGAAGGAAAAUACGCGCUGAAGACAUACGACAACCGUUUUCUGAACCGGGACGGUACCCUGAGCGCUGAUCUCACGGACGAAGGACGCUACACGCUGGAGAUUCGCAGCGGCGCCAACAGCGGUCUGGCCUUCAAAGACGUGACUGGGACGUACCUGACGGCUGUUGGGGCCACGGCCACCAUGAAGGGGCGCAACAAGACAGUCAGCAAGGACGAGCUGUUCACCUUGGAAGAUUCGUGUCCUCAGGUUAUCCUCACUUCGCUGGCCAACAACAAAAAAGUCUCCACCCGGCAAGGU
This is a messenger RNA of Aplysia californica (California sea hare), 1298 nucleotides long. Its product is annotated as fascin. Lineage: Eukaryota; Metazoa; Mollusca; Gastropoda; Aplysiida; Aplysiidae. Gene Ontology annotation, cellular component: cytoplasm; actin cytoskeleton. Gene Ontology annotation, molecular function: protein-macromolecule adaptor activity; actin filament binding. Gene Ontology annotation, biological process: establishment or maintenance of cell polarity; actin filament bundle assembly; cell migration. The record is from RefSeq and is a predicted model, not a curated record.